This is a messenger RNA of Acipenser ruthenus (sterlet), 5611 nucleotides long. RefSeq names its product cytosolic carboxypeptidase-like protein 5. Gene Ontology annotation, biological process: proteolysis; protein deglutamylation. The coding region runs from base 933 to 3773 and encodes 946 amino acids. Gene Ontology annotation, molecular function: metallocarboxypeptidase activity; zinc ion binding. Lineage: Eukaryota; Metazoa; Chordata; Actinopteri; Acipenseriformes; Acipenseridae. The transcript is spliced from 18 exons. The record is from RefSeq and is a predicted model, not a curated record.
AUUGUCCUGCUGAGCCAAUCACUGUGUUUCGUGUUGUCUCCUCGCAGAAACGAUGGGUGUUGGGUUUGUUUGUAAAUCAAUCGUAGGGGGACGGGCACAGGGAAUGAAAGCAUAGAGCUCUGUGAAAAUACAACACUCGGUUUUUUAUUUUAUUUCACAUUUCAAGUUUUGGAUGCAAUUUCAAACGAAAGGCACGGCACAUUUUAAAUAUAGAAUUAAUUGAAGUGUAAACAUGGAUUUUUUUUAAAUUCAAAGACAGCUGUGAGGAAAGAUACAUGGGGCUGAACUGUGAGUUUUCUACAGUGUUUAUUUGAAAACGAAUCGGCGUCAUGUACAGCAAAUAGUGCAUCGAAAGCGACUAGGGUAAUUUAUACCGAAUAUUGGGAAUCUGAAUCUUGGUAAUUUAUAAAAAUAAUACAGUAAUAUGUCGACCUGACAAGGACAUUAACCGAGUGAAGGAAACAUCUACGAACACAAUCUAGAUAUUUUUAGACCCGACAUACUAUUUCGUGUUUUCGUUUUGUAUUUCGUGUUUUCGUAUUAAUCUGUACCGAUUAUACGAGCAAAUACAUACCGUUCUGCUUUUUAAGUAAACUGUGUAUUUUACCUUAAUUGUUAAAGAAAAUAUUGUUCUCAAAGUUUAUAUUUAGUAAUAUUAUGCCCGAUUUACAUUCGAAUUUGAAUAUGUGUGCUGUUCCGUUUUUUUUUUUGUAUUUAUUUAUAUAACCUUUACAUGUGUUAUAAUUGAAAACAUUUGAGUAACCAAAUUACACUGAAAAGAAUCAACAGUUUAGCAGAUGCAUUUCACUUGGGGAAUUAAAGGGACCAUGGAAGAUAAAUCUACUUGCAAUAAUCUCGGGAUUCAUUUGACAUCCUCAAUGAGAGGAAAAUAAUGAAAACAUUUUGGAAGCUCAUCAGGCUCAGUGUAAGAAAUGGAGAUUCGUUGUGGCGGCUUGAUUUUCAGUUCCAGGUUUGACUCUGGGAAUUUGGCACGAGUGGAGCAGGUGGAGCACCCAGACACAGAUGGGGAACCAACUGUUAAUGGGAGCACAACUUCAAUGAUGUUUGGGGGACCCCUUUCCGCCCCAGAUUAUGAGUUUAACGUUUGGACUAAACCGGACUGUGCUGAAACACAGUUUGAAAAUGGCAACAGAUCCUGGUUCUAUUUUAGUGUACGGGGAGGGGCUCCUGGGAAGCUCAUUAAAAUAAAUGUCAUGAAUAUGAACAAACAAAGCAAACUGUACUCCCAGGGAAUGGCUCCAUUUGUUAAGACUUUGCCUUUGAAGACACGAUGGGAGCGGAUACGAGACAGACCUACAUUUGAGAUGGUUGAGAACCAGUUUAUUCUGUCUUUUAACCACCGCUUUUUGGAGAUCCGUGGGGCCACUACGUACUUUUCUUUCUGCUACCCGUUUUCAUAUGCUGAGUGCCAGGACAUGUUGGUACAAUUAGACCAGAAGUUUGCGGACUCUAAACACCCAACACCUGACCGUCCUGUAGAUUCCAUCUAUUACCAUCGUGAACUGCUGUGCAACUCACUUGAUGGACAUCGUGUUGAUCUCAUUACGGUCACGUCAUGCCAUGGGAUGAUGGAAGAGCAGGAACCAAGGCUGGAAAAACUGUUUCCUGACAACUGCACGCCUCGACCUCGCCAAUUCAAUGGAAAGAGAGUGUUUUUCCUCAGUAGUCGGGUACAUCCAGGGGAAACUCCUUCCAGUUUUGUGUUCAAUGGAUUUCUAAACUUCAUUUUGAAGCAAGAUGACCCUCGAGCUCAAAUGCUGAGGAAAAUGUUUGUCUUCAAGUUGAUACCAAUGCUAAAUCCUGAUGGAGUAGUACGAGGGCACUACAGAACUGACUCUAGAGGUGUGAAUCUCAACCGCCAGUACCUCAAUCCAGAUUUUGAACUUCACCCCUCCAUUUAUGGUGCUAAGUCUGUCAUAAUGUACCACCACCUGCACAAUCGUGUUCGACCUGAUUCUCAAGACUGGAGGUCAUUUGUAUCGCCACUCUCUUCAAACUUGUUAAGUACAAAACCUUCAAAUCAUUCCAACAGAAACUGCCCUUUUUCUUCAGAGGUGUCUCUGUCCGAGAUUGAGAAAAGCAACAACCUAAAAAACGAAGAACGGCACGGUGAAGGAGAUUGCAUUGCUCCAAUCCGGGGCUUCGGCCAAACGCAAAUUCCAGUGUUGACAGAGAACAGCGGGCAGCUGAUUUCUGAGCUUCUCAGUAAAGGAGAAGCCAACCUGAAGACAGAUAAUACAGUGAAGAGCGGUAAUGAAGAGCCCAGGGACAAAGAAUGUGUGAAAACAAGAAUCUCUCCUGACCCUCCUGAACAUGUUCUCCCCCGAGAGAGUGGAAUAGCGUACUAUGUGGACCUUCACGGGCAUGCAUCAAAACGUGGCUGCUUUAUGUACGGAAACAGCUUGUCUGAAGAAAACGAGCAGGUGGAAAACAUGCUGUAUCCCAAGCUUAUCUCCAUGAAUUCGGCAAAUUUCGACUUUUCGGGCUGCAAUUUCUCUGAGAAGAACAUGUACGCCAAAGACAAGAGGGAUGGCCAGUCAAAAGAAGGAAGUGGGCGUGUAGCCAUUCACAAAGCCACAGGGGUGAUCCACAGCUACACACUGGAGUGUAAUUAUAAUACAGGCCGCUCGGUGAAUACAGUCCCAUCUGCUUGUCACGAUAACGGGAGAGCAAGUCCUCCUCCACCUCCUGCCUUCCCUCCCAAAUACACAAUUGAGUUGUUUGAACAGGUUGGCCGAGCCGUUGCUAUUGCAGCACUAGAUAUGGCUGACUGCAACCCCUGGCCUCGAAUAGUGAUGUCUGAACACAACUCUCUUCCUAACUUGCAUGCAUGGAUGUUGAAGCAUGUGAGAAACAGCUUAAAGAAAAAUGUCACAAAGACUUCUCCAAAGGGCCAUGGAAUGACAACAUCAGUCUCGGAGAAUUCGUUCAGCAGGACCAGGAGUAACAGUAAUGGCACUACCAGUGGGAGCAGCAGCAGCCAGCAGAACUCCCCGCAGCUCAAGUCCUCAACCAGCUUCACAUUCGGCUGCAGCCUGGGUAUGGGAAGGCUCACCUGUCCUGCAGGAAUCAAUCAGAGCCAUCAGAAAGGGGGGCAUAGGGCUCUGGGAGCAGUGAGAGAGUCUAGAGCUCAAGAGAAGAGACGUCCACACCACCAAUCAAUGUUAAGAGCCUCUGCAAGCAACCCCAGCAGCCACCAGUGCUCCCCGUCCCAUCCUCUGCCUCCCUCCUCUCUCCCCUCCUUGGCCUUUUCCAAGAGCUCCCCCUCCACCCAGCAGCUUUCUGGCCCUAGCCCCUGCUCAAUCCCAGCCUCCUUAAGCAUGGCAGGAUACAGCUGUCCUAAUUUGCAUGCUGGCUCUCCAAAUAGUGGCUUUCUGUUAAGGAAUCGAAUGCAGGAAAACCCGCGAAUGACAGAAGUUUCAGGAGGCGAAUGUGUUUCUGUACAGAAUUCUCAGAAGAAAGGUAAACUCAAAUUCAGAUCUUCAAUGGACUAUACCAGGUCUGAGUUGCAACAGAGGGCCAGUAAAAUCCCAGUAAGAAAAGAUGGCCCACAGCCUGCCCAGAGCUUGAUGAAUCCAAAUAGUGCAGAUGGGGAGCCGGUCCUGAAAGUAUGGAAACUUAUUCGACCCAAAAAACAACUGUCUCUAACAGAUAUUCAAGUAGAUAGUUCAGCCCUGGUCCUCAACUCCAAGGCUUCCCUGAAAUCCAAGGACAGACAAUUCGCUGUACGUGAGCACAGAGAUCAAAUCUGAUAUCUCUGACCAGAAACUUCAAAUAUAACAAAAUCAUCCCACUCUGACUGACUGAAGACUGACCUAAAUGACUUCUAAGUUUUGGGAGUUCUGCUUCAAAACCUAAAGUAACUGAAUUUAUUCUAUCACACUGUGAUAAAUAUGAUAGUAUAACAUGUAGUACCUUUUUAUAACAAGAGAGGAUGGCUAAGUACACAGUAAAUAUACCUACUUUGUUUCAGGUAUCUUUUACUUGACCUACUAUACAAUGAGGGGUGUACUUUUGCAAUUGAAACAUUUUUUUUUUGUUUUUGCAUACUGUAUUUUGAUAGAUGUAUCAAAAGCAUAUAACAAAGAUUAGACAAAGCAUUUUAGUAUGGUACAGAUUAUGAUCACUAAUCUGAAGACCUGGUUUUGGAUCAGCAAGACCAUACUGUACUGUAAUAUUUAAAGUAAAAUACAUUUUGAGCCUAAUUCGCAUGUGACUAAAAAUCAGGAUUUUUACUGACAUCGGUGAAAUUUAGUCUCAUGUGAAUAGUCUAUUUCUUUUUAUCCCAGAUCAUUACCUCAGAGGUCCUCAGAUUUCUUUUACAUGGACAUCAGGACCUUCUGUAAGAUUUCAAACUCAGGCAUCCUGUGUCUCUUUUUUUUUUUAGCACUGUGCUAAUCGGUCAUGUCAGUGUUAUGUUAGAAUUGAUAGAAGCAUUUACGGGGUAUUCAUCUCAAAGCAAACAUAAUUGGCAAGUCUUAAAAUAUGGAUACUUUGAACGAAGCAUUUGAAGGUAUGUAUGGAAAUGGUUAUUCCAUGUGGUCAAGGUGCCAGUAGCCUUUGGAAAACAAAGUACAAUUAAAUGAAAAAUCGCUCAGUUGAUACGCUUUGUUCUUACUCCGUCUUGCACAAGUUAUUUACACGCGAUUCAUUGUUAUAAGUCAUGCAUAAAAGCGCCCUCUCUGGCCACGACUGGGAGGUUACUAGACAUCCUCUGCUUUUGACCAACUCUUGAGGACACCCGAUUCCACCAUGUGGAAGUUUAUAAUAGAAAACGCAGUGUUAGCGUUUGUCAGCGUGAACCAGCUGCAGGUUUUGAAUCCACCCUUGAAAUAACCUACCUGAAUAUACAAUUAAAAUGAAUAGGUAGUGUACCUUGAGAUCUGUAUUUACUGUGUUUCAUGUGAAACCUAACCGAAACAUGGCAGGUAAUUAAAUCUUUUGAGUUUAUUGGCUUUGUUACUUUAGGCAUUUGAAUAGCACAUUUGUAUGUAUGUUCUGUUCUUGCUGCUGAUUGUAUUAAUGGCUGUGAGAACAUCCUGAAUGUUGUUUAUUUCUUUUAAUUACAUACAAAUAAACACUACAGGAUUACAGAGGGUUUCCAUGCCCUCUUGUUUCCAAAGGUAAUUUGAUACCUUGUGAUGUUUUAUAAAUGUGGUUUGCAUUGUUUUUUUUUUUUAUAGCUUUGGAGGUAGUUGCUGUAUAUUUCAAUACCUAAAUAAUAAAUGUAAAACAAAAUUAGGUUAUACUUUUCAAACUCAAUUUUGUUAUUUAAAAGCAAACCUGAUUACCAAUGAACCCAGAAGAUACUGAAGUUUUGAGAAUAUAAACUGGUAAUAUUUGUACACUUCACUUUUCUCCUAUCUCCUCUGACAUUUAGUAUUAGUUUUGUGCUUUUUGAAGUGAAACACAAUUUUAUUUGUAGAUAUUACUUUUUCAAAUACUGUAUUUGGAGAUUGCGUUAAAAUCACACACUGCACUUUGACAAAUUGCAUUUUUGUAAAUUUAAGAAAAAGUGUCAUUGAAUUUUAUGCAUGAGUUUGUUCUGUGGGAUGCGGGUGCAAUAAUUUAAUAAAUGUUUCAAAACUUG